Molecule: messenger RNA, 1875 nt
Organism: Aspergillus wentii DTO 134E9
Lineage: Eukaryota; Fungi; Ascomycota; Eurotiomycetes; Eurotiales; Aspergillaceae
Product: F-box protein
Exons: 5
Coding region: 1-1875 (624 amino acids)
Molecular function (GO): protein binding
Source: RefSeq, a predicted model, not a curated record
AUGGACGCCCCCACCGACGAGAAAUUCCCCAACGGAAGCCUUCUCAAAAGACUAGAAGGCAGCAAAAUCACCAUCAACUCACACACUUUCCACCUGAAAUCGAUUCUAUCCGAAUACGUCGAAGUGUGCUUCUGUGAACGACGGGCUGAGUUCCAAGCCGAAGAUGUAAGAACCAGAGAGACAGUCCGUCUUGAUUUCCGAGUCGAAAUCCCCCCCCUCCCCGACCAACCCCCCACAGUCCACCACCGCGCAAUCCAACUCUUCAACAAUGAAAGCAACACAUUCAAAGACCUCUCUCCCUCCGGCCACACAGCAGCGUACAUCACGCAUGCGGAAAUGACACAGGACGAGAAUUAUGAAUACCCCGGUGGCUAUCUGAAUGUGUUGGCGCUGGGCUGGUACCCGGACGUGGAUUUUGACGAAGCGAUUUUGGAUAUUCCGCGAACUGAGAUGGAGGGGAUUAAGAGACAGUUUGUGGAGAUGUUUUCAUCUUUCUACGAAGCAGGCUAUGAAUAUCUCGGUAUCCCGUGCAUGUACAAAUACGACCCCGAGAAGAAGAUCGUCUACGCAUCCAUCAUUGAAAUGUUCGAUACGAUCGACUGCGUUGAAUCUUUCUACCCGCUUGACGCACCGUCCACGUAUAAUCUGAGGAAUCUGCUAGCCUAUGUUGCGGAGAAUACGGGGAAGAAUGUGGUCGAUGAGGAAGAUGAAUAUAUGCGACAUCCCCAACCCAAUUGGGAAAAAAUCCCAUCCGCAAUCUUAAUUCACAUCCUGGCUCAGUGCGACUUGUUCGAUAUCUACGCUCUCUCUCUAACAUGCCAUCUGCUGCAUCGGCAAAUCACCAAGCACGAAUAUGCCAUUGCCAAGGAAUAUCUUCAUCGACGACAACAGCAGCGUCAAGAUGAACACGACAACGACCCCCCACCGUUGAUUGAAGAUCUUCUCUCCCCAGGCGACGACCUCACCUUCAUCUCGUAUCUGUUCCCGCCCCCUCCACCGCAUUACGUGAACGGGGCCAGCCUUCGAGAUGACCAACCCGAGUAUUCAUUCGCGUAUCUGGCGGAUUUAAACCGCUGCUGGACAACGUGUAUCAAGCUAUCUUAUUAUCUAGCUGAACAUACAGUCCGGCAUCAUCUUGAGACGGAUGCUACCGCGAGGACAUCGUGGGCGUCGUCGAAGACGGAAAAGGAGUUUGCGUAUAGUAAGGGUGUUGAGUUGCUCCAGGCGAAACUGUUACAUCCUAUGGCAUAUCUCAUCUUCUUUCUCGAAACAAACGCAUCCAUGACACCCCCACCCUCAUCUCCAUCCACCAGCAACCAUGCACAAGCACAGGAAACCCCCAUCCAAACCCAACAAUCCAUCCUCCAACAAUGCCCCUUUACAAACCCGCACAUCCUCCUCUCAACACAUCACUGCAUGCGCCAUUUAACAAAAAUCGUCCGCCACCUCAUGGCCCCGGAAAUCUCCUACGCCUCGACCGAGAACUGGCUCAGUCUGCUCCUGACCACGUCGACGCUCGAGCGGAUUCUAGGGUUUUUCACGGCUAUUGCGGAGGAUGAGGUGUGUGAGGAGCAGACUGGGCAUGGACAUGGACAUGGGCAUGCACAUACGCACACCUGGUCCCGUCGGAUGGAAUUCAUGUGGCAGAUGCGUGGAGAUUGGGACGAGGUUAUGGCUGAUGUUGGAGAUGGGAUUGGGGAGAGGAUUGCGGCUAUGCCUGGGUUGAGGGAGGUUUGGUUUGAGGCUGCUGAAAGGGAGAUUCAGGAUAGAGGGCUUGUUCCGCAUGAUUGUGAGGAUGUGGUUCCUAUUCUUCAUGGGUCGGUGGUUGUUUUGAACUGUGAUUAUUGUGAGCAGGAGGGUGUUUGUUCGCAAUAG